CAUCGGAAAGCCGCAGACAAUACCUCGCGGACUUUGCCAUUAGAGCUGCAACCAAACCUACAUAGUUCUAUCGAAAACCUCCCUCUCCUACCUCUCGGUUGACCGCCACAACAAUGACCUCCCACCAAGCAGCCAUCACAGAACUCCUCCAAGCCCUCGGCCCCAAAAUUACCCUCGACGCCAAAUCCCUCACCCGCCAUUCCAAGGACAACAGCUACCACACCCCUUACCCGCCGCUCGCCAUCGCCCACCCCGAAUCCGAAGCCGACAUCUCCACCAUCCUCUCCAUCUGCAACACCCACCGCCUCCCCGUCGUCCCCUAUGCCGCCGGGUCAUCACUUGAGGGCCACGUCAUCCCCGAAAAGGGUGUCAAACCGGUGAUUAUAGACAUCUCGAAAAUGGAUUCGGUCAUCGCAGUACACAAGGACGAUCUAGCGGUGACAGUUGAGCCCGGCGUCGGGUGGAUGGAACUCAAUGCCGAGUUACGGGACCUCGGGCUCUUCUUCCCCCCCGACCCGGGCGCCGCGGCGUGUAUCGGGGGGAUGUGCGGGACGAACUGUUCGGGAACGCUGGCGUGGAAGUACGGGACGAUGAAGGAUAACGUGCUUGGGUUGCGGGUCGUGCUUGCGGAUGGGAGGGUGAUUACGACGCGCAAGAGGGUUACCAAGUCGAGUGCGGGGUAUGAUUUGACGAGACUGUUGGUGGGGUCGGAGGGGACGUUGGGGGUUGUGAGUCGGGCGAUCUUGCGGUUGAGGAGGAUACCGAGGUGUACGAGCGUGGCGAUGGUGCAGUUCCCGACCCUGGAUCUCGCGUGUGUGUAUGUGCAGAAACUGGUGCUGGAAGGCCCGCCGACGUUGAACCGGAUCGAGCUUAUGGACGCGUUGUGUAUCCGGAGCGUGAAUAUCGCGAACGACGAAGCGUGGCCGGAGGUGACGACGCUCUUACUCGAGUUUGCGGGGCCGACGAUGGAGCAGCUCGCCAACGACUCGCGGCAAUGCGAGACAUUGUCGAGCACGCACGGGGUAUCCGCGUACAGAUUCGGCGGGUAUUCAGCGAGGGAGAGCGAGAAACUGUGGUCGAUACGCAAGAAAGCGUUUUUCGCGAGUAAAGCGUUACGUCCCGAUUUACCCAACUGCGCGAUAUUGACCACCGACGUUGCUGUUCCCAUUUCUCAACUGCAGACGAUGCUGCACCAUACCCAUGCGCUUAUCGCACAAUACGGUCUCACCUCGCCUAUAGUCGCGCACGCGGGUGACGGGAACUUUCACUGCUUUGUGCUCUUUGACCCGUCUAACCAUGAAGAAUCCGGACGCGUGGAGGGGUUUCGCGAUGGAUUGAUCAAGAAGGCUUUGGAGCUGGAUGGGACGUGUACGGGCGAGCAUGGGAUUGGGAAGGGGAAGCGGGAGGCGUUGGUUAUGGAGCUUGGGGAGGAUGCGGUGGAGGUUAUGAGGAGCAUUAAGAGGGCGUUGGAUCCGCAUGGGAUUAUGAAUCCUGGGAAGGUGUUUAGGUUGGAGGAGGGGUGUAAAGCCAAGCUGUGAGGGAAUGGGACGGUCUAUGGAGAGAUUCUUGGAAGGGGGGGAGGAAGGCAAGAUCGGCGUAGCUUUUUUACAUGUACACUAGACACCACUGUUCAUCUGAAGCAUUGCAUCUGCAAGCAGCAACACGGCAAUCGGAAAAUGCUCACUAUAUCAGGCUGUCGAAAAUGAUCAAAACAUUGUACCCUUUAAUUAAGUUUCAAGAAUUGAG
Messenger RNA from Fimicolochytrium jonesii, 1746 nucleotides. RefSeq lists its product as uncharacterized. The transcript has a single exon. Gene Ontology annotation, molecular function: D-lactate dehydrogenase (NAD+) activity; D-lactate dehydrogenase (cytochrome) activity; FAD binding. Gene Ontology annotation, biological process: lactate catabolic process. Gene Ontology annotation, cellular component: mitochondrion. NCBI's taxonomy places the organism in Eukaryota, Fungi, Chytridiomycota, Chytridiomycetes, Spizellomycetales, Powellomycetaceae. The coding region runs from base 114 to 1538 and encodes 474 amino acids. The record is from RefSeq and is a predicted model, not a curated record.